AUGACGAGGUCACGUGUGAUGCUCUCUGAUACUCUGCCCUACAAAACUUCUUCUUGCCGCGACCGGUGGGGGAACAUCUAUCGGUGUCGGUCGUCAUGGCAUAACUGGGGUCGUUGGGUCUUACUGGCCGUCAUCAUCGUAGUAGCCUUGAUAGCCUUCUUCUUUUACGCAUGUCUCUCGGCUCGUAAACGCCGUCGCCACGGUCAACGACCCAUCUACGGCACCGGCUGGAUCCCAGGCACACAGCCUCCGCCAGGCCAAUGGCAGCAACAGCAAUAUCCAUCUCAACCACCACCUGCGCCGCCGGGAUACCAACCGUCCACCGAGCAUGGAUACGGGCAGAAUUACGGUUCAAACCAAGGGUACUUUGGUCAGCAGCAGUACGGAUCCGAGCUACAGCAGCCACCGAACGCAUAUGCGCGAGACGGCGUAUACUCACCCCCCGCGGGACCACCGCCGGGUCAUCCGAAGUAG
Aspergillus oryzae RIB40 is the source of this 474-nucleotide messenger RNA. Its product is annotated as resistance to Congo red protein. Gene Ontology annotation, cellular component: intracellular membrane-bounded organelle. Lineage: Eukaryota; Fungi; Ascomycota; Eurotiomycetes; Eurotiales; Aspergillaceae. The transcript is spliced from 3 exons. The record is from RefSeq and is a predicted model, not a curated record. The coding region runs from base 1 to 474 and encodes 157 amino acids. Gene Ontology annotation, biological process: vesicle-mediated transport.